CGGGCGCCAGGUGGCGCCGCAGCGCGGGCGGCGGCGGCGGAAGGAGGAAGCGUGAGGUCGGUGCGGAGCCAUGGCGCUCCGCGGCGAGCUGUGGGCAGAGCUGCCCGCUGAGAAGCGCGUCUUCUGUUCCGUGCUGCUCUUCUCCUGGGCCGUCUACCUCUGGGAGACCUUCCUGGCGCACCGGCAGAGACGGGUGUAUAGAACAACAACACAUGUACCACGGGAACUAGGACAGAUCAUGGAUUCAGAAACAUUUGAAAAAUCUCGUCUGUAUCAGCUGGACAAAAGUACUUUCAGCUUUUGGUCAGGCCUGUAUUCAGAGGUUGAGGGCACUAUGAUUCUGAUCUGUGGUGGAAUUCCUUUUCUCUGGGAUCUCUCUGGUCAGAUUUCUGGUCGUGCUGGGUUUGGACCAGAAUAUGAGAUUAUUCAGUCACUGGUAUUCCUGCUGCUUGCAACGCUCUUCAGUGCAUUGACCGGUCUCCCAUGGAGUUUAUAUAACACAUUUGUCAUAGAAGAAAAACAUGGCUUCAAUCAACAGACACUGGGAUUUUUUUUCAAGGAUGCCAUCAAGAAAUUUAUCGUGACUCAGUGUAUUCUGUUGCCAGUGACAUCCCUUCUGCUUUAUAUUAUUAAAAUAGGGGGUGACUACUUCUUCAUCUAUGCCUGGCUCUUCACAUUAGUUGUUUCCUUGGUGCUUGUUACAAUCUAUGCAGACUACAUUGCACCUUUAUUUGAUAAAUUCAUUCCACUUCCUGAGGGAGAGCUCAAGCAACAAAUUGAAACAAUGGCAAAGAGCAUUGACUUCCCAUUGACUAAGGUGUAUGUUGUUGAAGGUUCUAAGCGUUCUUCUCAUAGCAAUGCUUACUUCUAUGGAUUCUUCAAGAAUAAGCGGAUAGUGCUAUUUGACACUCUCCUAGAAGAUUAUUCUGCACUGAACAAAGAGCCAGCAGAAGGAGAAGAGGGUGAGAAUGAAGAGACAAAGUCUAAAACAAAAAAUAAGAAGCAGGGAUGUAAAAAUGAAGAAGUUCUGGCUGUCCUUGGUCAUGAAUUGGGUCACUGGAAACUAGGGCACACUGUCAAAAACAUUAUCAUCAGUCAGAUGAAUUCCUUCCUGUGCUUCUUCUUGUUUGCUGUGUUAAUUGGUCGAAAAGAGCUCUUUGCUGCAUUUGGUUUCUAUGAGACUCAGCCUACCCUGAUAGGCUUGAUGAUUAUUUUCCAGUUCAUUUUUUCACCUUACAAUGAGAUUCUCUCUUUCUGCUUGACUGUAUUAAGCCGACGAUUUGAGUUUCAAGCAGAUGCAUUUGCCAAGGAACUUGGGAAGGCUAAAGACCUAUAUUCUGCUUUGAUCAAAUUAAACAAAGAUAAUUUAGGAUUCCCUGUUUCUGACUGGAUCUUCUCAAUGUGGCAUUAUUCCCAUCCACCCCUUUUAGAAAGACUUCAGGCCUUGAAAGAUACAAAGCAAGAGUGACAGGAAUCGCUGUUGGUUCAAAGACAGUGCUUCCAUCUCAGAGGCAAAGUUCAGAGCUGCUUUUUAAAUUCUUUUUUAAAAUGGAUAACUCCAUCUGAGUGUGAUAUUAACAGCGCAACAAAUCUGAGAAUCCUGAAACAGGUAUUAAAUUAUAAAUUACUUUUUUAAACAAAAAAACUGUGGUACUUAAUUUAGAAAAACAUACUGGGUGAAGACCAAAACACCUUUCCCUCCACACGCUGGCUUUUUUUAUCUCCAUAUCAUAGUACAGACUUGUAAGAGAAGAAAAAAUAAUACUUCAAAGCACCUAUUUCUUCAGUUGAACAUCGGUUUUGAUCCUUUUCUCAUUCUCAGUGUUCUGUAAACCUUCCCUUCCCAUCCUCAGCCUUUAUUCACAAUGAAGAGAUACUGAGUGACUUGGUUUCUUACAUCAUAACUGUAUUAGCCCAUCACUGUUGGUGUUUAAAAAAAAGUUUAAUGCAAGUACAGGCCUUUCCGCUGGAUUCCAGUUCAUGUCUGUUGUAAUUGAAAAUGCUACUUAAUAAAGCCUCCUUUUUCAGAAA
Messenger RNA from Cygnus atratus (black swan), 2031 nucleotides. RefSeq names its product zinc metallopeptidase STE24 (gene ZMPSTE24). The record is from RefSeq and is a predicted model, not a curated record. The transcript is spliced from 10 exons. Gene Ontology annotation, molecular function: metalloendopeptidase activity. The coding region runs from base 71 to 1468 and encodes 465 amino acids. Lineage: Eukaryota; Metazoa; Chordata; Aves; Anseriformes; Anatidae. Gene Ontology annotation, biological process: CAAX-box protein processing. Gene Ontology annotation, cellular component: endoplasmic reticulum membrane.